UCAUUCAUAUGGAAGCAUUCAAACGAACGAAUGGUUAUGGAACAUCGUUUUUUGCACAAUAGGAGUGACAAUGCCUGGCUGCUAGGGGACUCUGGAUAUCCACUUGAGCCGUGGUGCAUAACACCGUACAGAAAUCCAUCGGACGGAUCAGGUGAAGCAAGGUUCAAUGAAAUUCAUUCCAAGGCACGGUGCAUCAUUGAACGAACUAAUGGUGUACUGAAAGGUCGGUGGAGAAUCCUAGAAUACAACAAAAAAGGAAGAUAUGAUCCUAUAAAAAUGGCUAGGUUUGCGAAUGUGUGUGCAGCGCUUCACAACAUUUGUAUACAAUUUAAUGUGAGCUUUACAGCAACAAAUUCAGAGAGUCAAACCACAUCUGACAUAGUGUCUGGAGAAGGCCAGUAUACUAGAAUCGGCCAAACAAUCAGAGAUCAAAUUAAAAUCUCGUUGAUGAACUCGACAUAACCAUCUUGUUUUCAUAUUGUACUAUUAUGCUAUGCAUUUAAUGCUUUUUUUUACUCCAUUUAAAAACGUAAAAUUUAGUUAAUUUAAACUAGAA
Molecule: messenger RNA, 556 nt
Organism: Anastrepha ludens (Mexican fruit fly)
Lineage: Eukaryota; Metazoa; Arthropoda; Insecta; Diptera; Tephritidae
Product: putative nuclease HARBI1
Exons: 2
Coding region: 31-462 (143 amino acids)
Source: RefSeq, a predicted model, not a curated record